Plasmodium adleri (nom. inval.) is the source of this 2148-nucleotide messenger RNA. Its product is annotated as conserved Plasmodium protein, unknown function. The transcript is spliced from 8 exons. The coding region runs from base 1 to 2148 and encodes 715 amino acids. Gene Ontology annotation, biological process: cilium assembly. The record is from RefSeq and is a predicted model, not a curated record. Lineage: Eukaryota; Apicomplexa; Aconoidasida; Haemosporida; Plasmodiidae. Gene Ontology annotation, molecular function: protein binding.
AUGGAAAAAGAACUGUAUGUAGAUUCUUAUAUAGGAUUUAAAGGUAACAUAUCAAAUAAUCUAAUAUUAAUUCGAAAAGAAAAAGAAAUAGAUAAAAACGUUUAUAAAGAACAAUUAAAAUAUAUUGAAGAAGAAGAAUGUUUAGAGAAUGAAAAAAAGAAAAAAUUGAAAAGUGUUUAUAAUUUAAAGAAUAUUGAUAUAAAUCAUAAUUAUUAUGAAUUAAAAAAAGAAGAAUUAAAAUAUAAUUUUUUUAUGAUUUAUGCAAUUGGUACAAAUAUAAUAAAAGAAAAUAUUUUAGAUAAUAAUCGAGUAAUAUUCAAAAGUGAUGAAUCAGAAAUAAAUAAAUUAUAUGUUGAUAAAAACAAAAAAUAUAUAUGUUGUUGUAAAGAAAGUAAACUGAUAUCCAAUAUUUAUAUCUACGAUUUUGAGAAUAAAAAGAAACCUAUAAUUUUAUCUUUACAUAAAUUUAGAACUGUUGAUAUUUCAAUAAGUAAUGAUGGGAAAUAUUUAUUAUCAUCUGGAGGACAUGAUGAUAAAUAUUUAAUAUUAACUCAAAUUGAAAAUCAAAAAUUUAUUUAUAAAUGUCUAUCUGAUUAUCCUUACACUAAUAUAUCCUUUUUCCAUAAAACAAAUAAUUUUUUAAUAGCCAAGUUAAAUAGUAUUAAAAUAUGUUAUUAUGACUUUUCUAAAAAAUUGAUAAGUGAAGAAGAGGUCAAUACAUCCAUUUAUAAAAGACAAUUUGUAUGCUUAGAGUUGAAAGAAAAUGAUGAAUACGCAUAUUUAGGCACUACCACAGGUGAUGUUUUGGUUGUCAAUAUAAAAUCCAAAGUAUUGGAAAAAAUUAUACCUGAAAAUUAUUUAUUUGGUAAUGGAUUAAACGUAAUAAAAAUAUUGGAUGACAACACAAUAAUGACAGGUAGUGGUGAUGGUUAUGUAAGCCUUAUAGAUAUUGAAGAAAAAAAGAUUCUGAGAAAAACUAAAUUGUAUGGAUCUAUAAAUUCUAUAGAAAUGAGAAAUAAAUCUACCUUGUUUAUUAGUAUUUAUGAAAAUAUAAUAUAUGUCAUGGAUCUUAUUAAUAAUAACCAUUAUGUAUUAUUAUUAAUUCAUAACAAUUAUAUCAAUGAUUUAUGUUUCCCUUUUAAUUAUAAUUAUAUAAUGUAUACAUGUAGUUAUAAUAGUAUUAUGGCAUGGCAAUUUUAUGAUAAAAAGGUUAUAUAUUUGAAAAAUAUAGACAAAGGUAAAUUUAUUUAUUAUGAUAAGAAAUUUUUAAAUAUACCUACAGAGAAACGAAAAAAAUUAUGUAAAUUAAAUUUAAUGCAUGAAUCAAAAAUUAAUAAUUCAUUAGAACAAAAAAAAAAAAAUAAUAAUUUGCAAAAUUAUGAAAAAAUUAAUAAAAAUUUAAUAUGUCAUAGUAUUAAAAUUACAAAGGAUGGGAAUUAUAUAGCUUUAUCUAUUCAUAAUAAUAUUUAUUUGUUAACAUCUAAAUAUAUGAAAAUUAUUACUGUUAUUUUAAAUUCACAUUAUGAUUUUUGUAAUGUGUUAAUAUUUUAUAAUAUGUAUGAUUUGAUUACUGCUGGAAAUAAUGGAGAUAUAAAAUUUUGGAAAUUUGAUAAAGGUAAAUAUCUUAAUGUUAAUACUAUAAAUUAUCAUUCUUCUAUAAUUAAUCAAAUAAUUCUUUACACGGAUAAAUAUUUAUGUAGUUGUAGUGAGGAUGGACUAAUAACCAUAUACAAUAUUCAAGAAAACACAUUAUUUAAAAAAAUCAUAGAUAUAAAUAAUACAAGAUAUAAACAAAUAUCUUUAAACUAUCAAUAUGAUAUUCUCUUAUGUUGUGGAAAUAAUAAUAUAUUUAUGUAUUAUGAUUUAAUAAAAUAUGACAUAAGUAAAAAUUUUUAUUAUUCUCCUUUCCAUAAUGUACUUUCAUUGGAUAUUGAUAAAAAAGGGAACUAUUUCAUAACAGGUUCAGAUGAUUAUAAAAUAAGACUCUACGAAUUCAAGAGUUGCACUUGUUUAUAUAUAGGUGUUGCUCAUAAUAAUGUAAUUCACAAAUGUCUAUUUACAUUUGACAAUAUGUAUAUCGUUUCGGCUUCAAAAGAUGAAAGUAUAAUUUAUUGGAGGGUUCCUCGUGAAAUAAAAGAAAAAGAAUAA